This is a messenger RNA of Moesziomyces antarcticus, 678 nucleotides long. RefSeq lists its product as uncharacterized. The transcript has 2 exons. Lineage: Eukaryota; Fungi; Basidiomycota; Ustilaginomycetes; Ustilaginales; Ustilaginaceae. The record is from RefSeq and is a predicted model, not a curated record. Bases 1 to 678 code for a protein of 225 amino acids.
AUGUUCCACGGAUCCAACACCCGCCUCAACGCCGCCGGUCUCGCACCCGAGCACUCCAAGCUCCUCCCCGAGAGGCAGCCCAAGGACGACGAAGCUGACCUCCUCAACGCUCUCCAAGAGCUCUACACCUCUGCCACGCCCAGCGAUGCCUGCUUCUCCAUGUUUGCCAACGAGGCCAUCCUCACCCUCCCCACCGGCGAUGUAGUGGUCGGACCCAACGGCAUCCGUGCCAAGUUUGCCGAGCUGCUGUCGAGCCACUCGCAGCGCACCCUGCGUCAACGUCUGCUCGUCACGCCCGAGUCGCUGCCCCACCGCACCAUGGUGCUCGACCAUGUGCUCAGCCUCUCGAACGCAGGCGACGACAUCAAGACGGUCCACUCGCUUGUCGUACUCAAGCGCAAGGCGCAGGACGGCAAGAUCUCGGCCCUCACCGAAGAAGAGGGUCACCGCAAGGCCACCGCGCCCCUCGCCGCGCGCGCCGCCGCCGCCAACAGCUUCUACUCGCCCACAGACGCACAGCUCAGCCCAGUCACCUCCAAGCUCAACCUCGCCAAGCGCAAGCACCACAUGAAGGCCAAGCCCACCGCCCUCUUUGCAAACAGGUCCGGUCUCCGUCAGGCCGUCAUCCCCGGCUCGCCAGCGCAUAGCACCACGUCCAACGCAGACAUGGACUUCUAG